CGACGCAAACGGUUAAUGCGUUGUUGGAGAACAGAGAGAGUGAGGGAGAGAUUCAACGCGCACCACUUGCUGUUUUGGAGUAGACUUCACUUGUUCUAGAGCUUUUCAGAAAAUAAUUGGAGGAGCGCAGUGAAAGGAUUGACUUCUCUGUUAGGAUCCGAAUAUUCGAGUGUUCUCCGUAUUUCAAGAAAAGAGACUUUGUCAUGGGGAAGGGAAACAGUAAACUGGCACCAGAAGUUCUGGAUGACCUCACCAAGAGUACAGAGUUCAACGAGGCCGAGCUGAAGCAGUGGUACAAGGGCUUCCUCAAAGACUGUCCCUCGGGCAUCCUCAACCUGGAGGAGUUCCAACAGCUCUAUGUCAAGUUCUUUCCGUACGGUGAUGCGUCUAAGUUCGCGCAGCACGCAUUCCGGACAUUCGAUAAGAACGGAGACGGGACAAUUGACUUUCGGGAGUUCAUCUGCGCUCUCUCCGUCACCUCAAGGGGGAGCUUUGAGCAGAAACUGAACUGGGCCUUCAACAUGUAUGACCUGGAUGGAGACGGCAAGAUCACACGUAUGGAGAUGCUGGAGAUCAUAGAGGCGAUCUAUAAAAUGGUUGGCACUGUGAUAAUGAUGCGUAUGAACGAGGACGGGCUGACUCCGCAGCAACGAGUGGAUAAGAUCUUCUCCCGGAUGGACAAGGACCACAACGACGAAAUUACACUAGAGGAGUUCAAAGAGGCGGCCAAGAGCGAUCCUUCCAUCGUCCUGCUGCUGCAGUGUGAUAUGCAGAAGUGAGGCGGGGCAGUGUGGGGGGUGGGG
Molecule: messenger RNA, 803 nt
Organism: Esox lucius (northern pike)
Lineage: Eukaryota; Metazoa; Chordata; Actinopteri; Esociformes; Esocidae
Gene: hpcal4
Product: hippocalcin like 4
Exons: 5
Coding region: 204-779 (191 amino acids)
Molecular function (GO): calcium ion binding
Source: RefSeq, a predicted model, not a curated record